GUAGCAACCUGCAACACUGCAUCUGUGGACAAAAGCAAAAGCAAAACUUUACAUUUUGUGAAGAUCAAAAAUUUUCUAUAAUAAUUUAUAAUAAAGUUCUAUAUUUGUUUACUUAAAGUAACAAACACGUACAGUUCUACGUUGUUACGAAUAUUACUUAUUUCAAACAUCUUUUCAAAAGUCCACCAUGUUCCAGUCAACGAGUGAGCUUGCUAAUCGUAUCCCCAUCGAAAAGGAGAAGUCUCCUAUUUGUGAAGAUAGUGAAACAUACGAUUGUGAUAUGUGCGAUUCAGGUGGGUGGACAAGUGAAACAGAAAUCGAAGUACACAAACAUAUGAAGCAUAAACAGGAAAUGUUGCAUUUGCUUUAUCAAGACUCGGAUGAAUUGUGUGAAAUAUGUCUAAAAAAAUUUGAUAGUUCAGAUGACUUAAAGAAGCAUAUUAAAUCUGAACAUCUACUUAGUUCUGAAGAUGCUGUCCGUGUUGAACGAGAGCUAUUUAUUUGUGAUAUAUGUCAGGCUUUCUUCUUCAAUAAAAAGCAGUUGGCUGUUCACAUAGUCCACUGUCAUAUAAAUAUAAAAAAAAUAGAGUGUGCUCGCUGCAAUCGAACUAUACCAGUAAAAAAUUUAUGGUUUCACUAUAUACACCAUAAUAUACAAAGUGUUGCUACAUGCAAAAUAUGUUUUCUAAAGUGCAAAGAUCGUAAAGCAUUGAAAGAACACAUCCUAUCCCAUAGCAAAUACUUUCAUUGUGAAAUAUGUCAAUAUCAAACAAAAAAGGAGGAUUUAUUUAAUAAUCAUAUUAAGUUAAGACACAAACGAAAUUUUUCCAAUCUUCCAACAUAUAAUAACAUAGACAUAUAUUUUUAUCCAACAUCUUAUACAAAAAAAUUGUCCAGGACAUCCCAUUUCCGUGGUUUGAUGCUAUCAAAUGAUUAUAGAGUUUGUAUAUUGUGUCGAGAAAUUUUUAACAAUUUAAUUAAGAUGCAAAUUCAUAUAUAUGAACAUGUCAUGGGAAAUGAAAUUACUGAAAAUAAGUAUCAGUGUAUGUGUGGAGAGGUAUUCUCAAAUAAGGUACUUUUAAAACAGCAUGUAUUUCAGUUAAAAGGAAACCAUGCUCCUAAACAUUAACAUAUUAUUUUUAAUUUUAGACAUUUUGUAGGGUCAAUAAAUAUAUCUUAGCCCCUGACAGGCACAAGACACAAUUCUUGUGUAUGCUUUGCAGGUUUUUUUUAUAGAUAUUGAAUAAACUGAAACUAAGUUGUUGCCUCACAAAGCUGUUCAAUAUGCAUAAUACAUACUUAUAAGUUGACCAAUGCUAAAUAAAUAAGUGUUAUGAUUUUAUCUUAUAUUAAAAUAAAAAUUAUAUGGAUUAAUAUUCUCCAAAAUACCACAUACCUAGCCUUAUAUAUAGGUAUAUUAGAUACAGUAUGAAUCUGGACAAAUAUUGUAGCUUAAGUUAUUUUCCUGUACCAGACAUUGAGACAUCUUACACAGUUAAAUAUUACAUCUAAGAAAAAUAUAAUUUACAAUAUACUUGAUUUUAAAAUAUGACAUAAAAUAAUUUUGUUCGGGGUAAGUUUUAGUAGGUAUCAAUUUUAUUUAACAGCUUAUCAUUAUGUUGUAAGCAACGGUUAUUAAUUUAAUUUUACUUUCAAGUACUUCAAUUUCUAUAUUCAAUUUUGUAUAUGUAUUUAAUAUAGUAUAUUAAGAGACAAA
Pieris brassicae (large cabbage white) is the source of this 1717-nucleotide messenger RNA. RefSeq names its product PR domain zinc finger protein 5-like. Bases 188 to 1129 code for a protein of 313 amino acids. The transcript has 2 exons. Gene Ontology annotation, cellular component: chromosome. The record is from RefSeq and is a predicted model, not a curated record. Gene Ontology annotation, biological process: regulation of transcription by RNA polymerase II. Gene Ontology annotation, molecular function: chromatin insulator sequence binding. Lineage: Eukaryota; Metazoa; Arthropoda; Insecta; Lepidoptera; Pieridae.